This is a messenger RNA of Manihot esculenta (cassava), 1478 nucleotides long. Its product is annotated as protein SAWADEE HOMEODOMAIN HOMOLOG 1. Gene Ontology annotation, molecular function: chromatin binding. The coding region runs from base 553 to 1305 and encodes 250 amino acids. The record is from RefSeq and is a predicted model, not a curated record. The transcript is spliced from 9 exons. Lineage: Eukaryota; Viridiplantae; Streptophyta; Magnoliopsida; Malpighiales; Euphorbiaceae.
AGGUUAAAAACUUUUUACUAAUUUUACCAAAGCCUCGUGGACGGUUUCUCCCAGACUUCAGGAGCUGUAUUCUCCUGUGUAUUUUGGAGGUAAGAUAGUACAGAUUUGUUUCGCCCGCCGGCGGCCAGAGAGAUGUAAAUGGAAACUGUCAGUAUCUAGAAAAUAACUCAUCGGAAAAUGGGUCCCACCCUUGUCCUGGAUCAGUCCAAUUUGGUCGUAUUCGGAGAUACCAAGUCCUGACCCAAUAACCCCUCUUCUCUAUUUUGGGAUUUUCAUUUCACUACUUUAAACAUUCUUUAUAUAUGAUGUAAACAGACUGCAAAGGCGCUUAAACCACUGCAAAGUACCCUUUUGGAACAUAAGGAAUCGUGCUCUGUUCCCUCUCAAACUAACCUUCAAUGGGUCCUUUCUUCAAACAGGUGAUAGGGUUUCCCAAUCCAAUCAGAUUUCAGAAACCCCAAUAAACAAUUUAGGGAGGAUUUGUUUUUGUACGUGUAGAAAGUUACAAGUGUCUGUUUUUGUUUUGCUCUCUUUAAUUUUACGAGAUUGUUCAUGGAUCGUCUCCGCCCUAGACAGAGACUCGUUUUCUCUGGCUUCACUGAGGCUGAGAUGGAGAAGAUGGAGAAAUUGCUGAAGGAAUCAAGGCAACCAAUGAACAAGGAAUUCUUUCAAAAAAUUGCAAGAAGUUUCAAUUACUCUUCUAGCCGUGCUGGCAAACCUAUUGUUAGAUGGACUGAGGUACAAAGUUGGUUCCAAAAUAGGCAAGAGCAUUGUCCAUCCAAGUUGGCUUCUUCAAGUGAUGCUUCAAAAGAUGGUCCUCAUUGUCCAAAAAGUAGUCUUUCAAAUGAGGCUAAAGAAAGCUCGCAAAUGCCUAAAGCAGGAGAGGGAGUUCCAGAUUUAUCUGAAUUGGAAUUUGAAGCUAGAUCAUCAAAAGAUGGGGCAUGGUAUGAUGUUGAUAUGUUCCUCUGUCACAGAAUUCUUCCAUCUGGUGAAGCUGAAGUUCGCGUUAGAUUUGCUGGAUUUGGGGCUGAGGAGGAUGAGUGGGUGAAUGUAAAAAACGCAGUUCGAGAACGCUCUGUUCCGCUUGAGCAUUCAGAAUGUCACAAGGUGCAAGUUGGAGAUCUAGUGUGCUGCUUCCAGGAAAGGAGAGAUCAAGCUAUAUAUUACGAUGCCCAUGUUAUUGAUAUUCAAAGGAGAAUGCAUGACAUAAGAGGCUGCAGGUGUCUGUUCUUGAUUCGAUAUGAUCAUGACAACACCGAGGAAAGAGUCCGUUUAAGGAGAUUAUGUUGCAGACCAGCAUGUUAGGCGUUUUGCCCCUAUUUUCAGUCAUUUUUGUCUUUAUUUUAGUUUAUAUUCUGGUUGGGGUUCUCAUGGUGUUUGCGUUCAUCUAAUAUGUGGUCUAAUCGGCUUGGUUUUCUUAAAUCCAAAAACCUUUUUUCAAGGGGAAAAAGAAUUCCAACCUCUUGAAAAUUCAAGAA